ACUCUGUCCUUUGCCACAGUCAUGAGGUUCAAAUUCUCUCUCAUAGCCUUAAGCCUGGAAGUUGUUAUGAUUGUUUCAUUUGCAUUAUUUGUUGAAUAUGAGACAUCCCAGAAUGGUUCCCAGAAGAGUGCUUCCCAGCAGAAUGCUUCCCAACAGAAUGCUGCUGCCCAGCAGAAUGCGUCCCAACAGGGGAACACCUCAAGUCCAGCAAAAGAGGACCAAUUUUUUCAGUUGUAUCCUUUAUUCCAACACGUGCAUGUCAUGAUAUUUGUUGGGUUCGGCUUCCUCAUGACCUUCCUGAAGAAAUAUGGUUUCAGUGGUGUAGGUUUUAACCUCUUUCUUGCUGCUCUGGGUCUCCAAUGGGGUACCAUUGUACAGGGCCUUCUUCACAGCCACGGACUAAAAUUUCCCUUCAGAAUCAAAAAUAUGAUAAACGCAGACUUCAGUACAGCCACAGUUCUAAUUUCCUUUGGUGCUGUCCUGGGGAAAACAAGCCCCAUCCAAAUGAUAAUCAUGACAAUUCUGGAAAUUGCUGUAUUUGCUGGCAAUGAACAUCUUGUUACUGAAAUAUUUAAGGCCUCUGACACUGGGGCGUCAAUGACAAUCCAUGCCUUUGGAGCCUACUUUGGCUUAGCGGUAGCAGGUGUCUUAUAUCGGUCUGGCCUCAAACAUGGACACCCAAAUGAAGAAUCUGUGUACCACUCUGACUUGUUUGCCAUGAUCGGAACACUUUUCCUGUGGAUGUUUUGGCCCAGCUUUAAUUCAGCCAUUGCUCAACCUGAAAAUAAUCAGUAUAGGGCCAUUGUCAACACAUACAUGUCCCUUGCUGCCUGUGUGAUCACAGCCUAUGCCUUGUCCAGCCUUGUUGAGCGCCGAGGCAGGCUGGAUAUGGUACACAUUCAGAAUGCUACUCUAGCAGGAGGUGUGGCUGUAGGCACAUGUGCAGACAUGGAAAUCCCGCUAUAUUUUGCUAUGACCAUUGGAAGCAUUGCAGGGAUCAUCUCAGUGCUUGGAUACAAGUUCCUUAGUCCACUCUUAGCUCAUAAACUGAUGAUACACGAUACAUGUGGGGUUCAUAACUUGCACGGCUUACCCGGUGUGUUUGGAGGCCUUGCCAGCAUUGUGGCCAUAAGCUGGGGGAAGUCUACAGUGUCCACUAUGGCUAUGCAGGGAGCAGCACUGGGAUCUUCCAUUGGAUCAGCAAUUGUUGGAGGUUUGGUUACAGGUCUCAUUCUAAAGCUACCUGUCUGGAACCAGCCACCUGACGAGUACUGCUUUGAUGAUUCUGUUUCUUGGAAGGUUCCCAAAUACAGAGAACUGGAUAAUUACUUCUUUCAACACGUGACUCACAACCAUGUGGAACACGAAGUCUAAAUACCAUUCCUAAACUCAGCAUCCUCAGACUUACCAAGAAGAGUCAAGUUUAAAGAAACCAACGCUUGGUAUACAGAGAGAUAGGCAUGGCAAUAUAAAAUAUAAAUACAUAAAAUGCCUUUAGUUUUGGUAUUAUUCCUUGGUGUUCAAAUGAUUUCUCAGUCGACAGAAAAUUGCUCACAAAGCAGUCUAUCCUAGGCCCUAAGGAUGACUGCAAACAAAGAGGUUCCUAAUGAAUGUUUGAUUGUUUUCUUGAUAAAUUGCAAAAGAGAUGAAUCAUAGAAAUCAAUAUUUCUUGAUCAUAUCAGACUUUAUCCACUUUUUAGGUGAGUUUUCAUUGUGGCAUCUUUGUGCACGUGUGUCAUAGCCCUACCCCUACCCACUGCAGUCCCUCAAGAUUCUUCGCCCCCUCCAGCUAGGUCCCUUUCUUCCCCGACUUAUGUUGUUCUAUAACAUGCAUUUUAUCUGCAACCCUUUAGCUUUUUAAUGUACAUGUCUUCGGUUCCAAAGAGUAUAAAAUAUGUCAAAGGACAUAUUAAGGAAUCUAUUCUAGAAAAAUGAAAUAAAUCUAUGUAAAUAAAAGGUAAUAUUAAUGUUCUAGUUAGCACCAUUUUAAAUCUUAAAAACAGCCGCAGUAAUGUUACACUGUUGUUUGCAUAUUCUUAUCCUUGAUACCUUUUUAUGGUUAUUAUUUGUAAUAGGAGUUUAAAGGCCACCUGUAUAAAUUUUCAAAUGAUUAAAUGUUAUCAUAAAAUAA
Messenger RNA from Rattus rattus (black rat), 2131 nucleotides. RefSeq names its product Rh associated glycoprotein (gene Rhag). The transcript is spliced from 10 exons. Gene Ontology annotation, cellular component: plasma membrane. Bases 22 to 1374 code for a protein of 450 amino acids. Gene Ontology annotation, biological process: ammonium homeostasis; ammonium transmembrane transport. Gene Ontology annotation, molecular function: ammonium channel activity. Lineage: Eukaryota; Metazoa; Chordata; Mammalia; Rodentia; Muridae. The record is from RefSeq and is a predicted model, not a curated record.